Messenger RNA from Komagataella phaffii GS115, 384 nucleotides. RefSeq names its product Putative protein-methionine-R-oxide reductase. The record is from RefSeq and is a predicted model, not a curated record. Gene Ontology annotation, biological process: protein repair; response to oxidative stress. The coding region runs from base 1 to 384 and encodes 127 amino acids. Lineage: Eukaryota; Fungi; Ascomycota; Pichiomycetes; Pichiales; Pichiaceae. The transcript has a single exon. Gene Ontology annotation, molecular function: peptide-methionine (R)-S-oxide reductase activity.
AUGACUAACUGGAAAGCGAUAUUGACUCCCGCUCAAUACCAAGUCCUCCGUUUGGGCGGAACAGAAAGACCGUAUACCGGACAGUAUGUGAACUUCAAGAAAAAUGGAACCUACUUGUGUAGUGGGUGUCAAACUCCGCUUUACAAAAGUGGCACAAAAUUUGAUUCAUCUUGUGGUUGGCCUGCAUUCUAUGAAGCAUUACCUGGAGCAGUUAAACGAAUAGAAGACAAUUCGCUUGGAAUGCGAAGAAUAGAAAUCAGAUGCUCCAAAUGUGAUGGACAUCUUGGCCAUGUUUUUGAGGGUGAGGGAUUUGACACUCCAACAGAUUCCAGACAUUGUGUCAACAGCAUCAGCCUAAAAUUUCAAGGUGAAGAAGAGAACUAA